GAGGAUUCUUCUCGGUUAAACAAAGUUCAUUGGUUAGAUCUCAAAGUGCUUUCAGUAGUAAUUUAGUACUCGAAGAGAGAAGUUGCAUUCAUAAAAACAAACAAACAAUGAAGUUAUUUUUUAAACUUCUCGCUUUAUUUUCUACUUUAGUAGCUGUAAAUGGGGACUGUGGCGUAGUGUCCAGACAACAAUGGGACGGCUUGAACCCUGUCCAUGUGGAGUACCUGGCAAGGCCAAUAGACCUGGUGAUCAUCCAGCAUACCGUCACUCGUACCUGCAGUACUGACGCCGGUUGUGCUGAGAUCGUGAGGAACAUACAGGAGAACCAUAUGGAUAACUUGAACCUUUGGGAUAUUGGUUCCUCGUUCAUUGUUGGCGGCAACGGCAAAGUAUACGAGGGUACUGGUUGGUUGCAUGUUGGCGCCCAUACAUACGGAUACAACAGGAAAUCUUAUGGCAUCACUUUUAUUGGAAAUUAUAACAAUGACACCCCGACCCAAGCGUCAUUAGAUGCAUUGAAAGCUUUGCUGCGUUGUGGAGUGGAGCGAGGUCACUUGUCUGCUAACUACCACGUUGUAGGCCAUCGCCAACUCAUCGCCACUCAAAGCCCUGGCAGGAAACUCUACAACGAGAUCAGACGAUGGCCCAAUUGGCUUGAGGAUGUCAGCUCACUGAAGAACUAAUUAGAUUUAAGAGUUAAAGUCAAUGCAUUUAUUUCAAUAACUAAUCCUUAUUUAAAUCAUUUAUUUCAAUAAUUAUUAAUCCUUAUUCAAAGUCAAUGCAUUUAUUUCAGUUAAUCCUUAAAGGUUAGCGUUCACAGGCCUGCUUCAUACGCAUUUCACGCAUCGUACGCAUUCCACAUUACAUCAUCGGUACGCAUUGCAUGUAGGUAUUGCCGAUGAUGCGGUCCGUACGAUACGGAUCAGUGGACGCAGAUAUAUGAGUUUCUAUACAAGGCUAAAAUCCGAUGCGUGUUAUACGUACGAUGUGGACCUGUGGACGCUUAUCUUAAUUAGGCACUUUUGAAACGUAAAAUUGAAUCCGUCAAAUUGUUCGUCUGAGAAGCUAGGUGCUCGUUCCAAAGUGUAGCUUCAAAUGGAGAAAGAAAUUAUAAGUAAUAAAAAGCUAAGAAAAAAGAAGUUUGAAUUGGCAACUUUUGUUGAUAUCCAUUUGUUACCAUCUCAUAAUCAGCAGUGUUUAAGAAAAUUGAAUGUAAGUUUCUUUUGCUUGGCAUCUUGCCAGAAUGGAUUUCGUUCAACGUGUAUUAACAUGCGAUGCUAGAGAAUAAGAGUAAAAGUUUUCUCCAUAUUUUAAAACGAAGUAGUCAAAAGUGCCAGUAUAUAAUUUUUCGAAAAAGACUUGAUUUUUUUAAAACACUUUUUAGAAUGCCUAUUUUUUUAUUAUAAUAAACUAUUAAGCUUA
Messenger RNA from Spodoptera frugiperda (fall armyworm), 1422 nucleotides. It is a transcript of the gene PGRP-S1, whose product is annotated as peptidoglycan recognition protein-like. Gene Ontology annotation, molecular function: peptidoglycan binding; N-acetylmuramoyl-L-alanine amidase activity; zinc ion binding. The record is from RefSeq and is a predicted model, not a curated record. The coding region runs from base 108 to 683 and encodes 191 amino acids. Gene Ontology annotation, biological process: innate immune response; peptidoglycan catabolic process. NCBI's taxonomy places the organism in Eukaryota, Metazoa, Arthropoda, Insecta, Lepidoptera, Noctuidae. The transcript is spliced from 4 exons.